AUGGAUUGCAUGCGAAAGCAUUUUGCAGAAGGCGCCGUGCUCGAUGGACGUUUCGAAACCGUAUCCCCUCUCAAUCAUGGCUCGUUUGGCAUGGUCUUCAUGGCCAGGGAUCUCGUCACGGGCGAACCUGUAGCCGUCAAGUGCCUCACGAAAUCCUCAGCUGCGAACAACUGCCCUUCGGUGUUUGCAGUCGACGAGCACUCGGAAGAACUCAAGAUCCACGUCCGCAUCGGGUCUCAUCCGAACAUUGUCAAUUUGAUCCACUCGUUCGAGACUCACAGCCACAUCUACCUUGUCUUGGAGUUCUGCCCCAAUGGCGACCUGUACGAGGCUAUUCGCGUUGGUCGAGGUCCACUGGAGACAUCACACGUUCGGGAGUUCAUGUUUCAGCUGGUCGAUGCUGUCGACUGCCUGCACAGCAAAGGCGUCUAUCACCGCGACAUCAAGCCCGAGAACAUCUUUUUGGCUCAGGAUGGCGAGAUGAAGCUUGGCGAUUUCGGUCUCGCUACCACGGACGUCUGGUCCUACGAAUCUGCUGUCGGCAGUGACCGUUACAUGGCUCCCGAACAGUUUGAUCCUGCUGAUAAUGGCUACUCACCAGCAAAGGCGGACAUCUGGGCUAUCGGGAUUUGCUUGUUGAAUGUCUUGUUUUCCCGCAACCCCUUCGCCGUUCCUGCUCUCUCGGAUCCGCUUUAUGCCGAUUUCUUCAACGACAAGCAGUCACUCUUCGACGUCUUUCCUAACAUGUCUCAGGACACCUUUGGAGUUCUGACCCACUGCUUGGCUACUGAUCCUGCCAAGCGAGACCUCGAUCUUGUUAGGGAUGCUUUGGAGCGCGUCAUCAGCUUCACAACCGAUGACGAAUCUCUCGAUGACUUCUGCACCGAGGAUCGUGAUGUGGUCCCCGCAACUGCAAACCGCGAGCCGCUUCGCACUCCGUCAGUCUCAUCUCCUUUGGUCGACAACGGUUCAUUCCCAUGGGCCAAGGCUUUGGCAAUGACUCCGCCGCAACCCAUCCGCCAGCUGUCCGCAAUUCCGGAUACAGAGUCGUAUUCCGAAGACUUGUUCCCAGGCUCUGAGCAAUCCAGACGUGAUUGGUUCUCCGUUAAGCCUGACACCGCGUCGAUUGCUUCCUUCGUUGACUCUGGUCUAGGCUUGUCUCUCAAGUCUAUCAACAUGCUGCAGCCGGAGACAGUCACUGCCAAUCGGUCAAGGGCUAUGCCAAUCUCCGGAUCUCUGCCAGUCUCUUCAGCGAGGCCCAUCCCAAGCAUGGCCUCAGUCCUCGGCAAGAAAAGAGACUUCGUAUCCAAGAGCUGGAGCGACCUGUGGGACGAGGAAGAGGAGCUACAAGCCCAGUCGGAACUAGAGAACUCGGUUGUCGAGGGCAGCUUUCUGGAGAAAGUCUUCAGCAAGAGGAGCAAGGGCGGAUUAUCUGGGCGAUCUACGCCUCGUGCCGGUCUCUCGGAGAUGAAGAACCCUGCUACAAUCAACAACAGCAGGGACCGGAGCCCGAUGCCCCCGCACAAGGUCGACGAGCGCGUCAGCGAGCACACUGGCUUCAUCUUCGAGGACCACCACACGGCGCCGCAGCGCUACUCGCCGCCGUCGAAGCGCUCGGUCAUCGACAAGUGGGCCGCUCUUGGGGACCGCAGGCGCGGCCAAGCGACGCCGCAGAAGGCUGCUCUCUCCCCAGCGCCAGUCAGCGCGUGGAAGCGGAGCCGGGCGGCUAGCUGGAGGCGCAACAUGGGACUCGUGAACCAGAGUCCACAGCAUCAUUCUACUUUUCAUCACGAGAACAAAAGCGGCGUUUGGGAACGGAAAUCAGACUGGAGUUCGAGCAAGGACUGGCGCCAGCAUCCGAACACGAGCUCGGAUUCGGUGGGCGACAUUGAGUGGGUUGGGGGUUGGAACGACCCCCACUUGUAG
Coniosporium apollinis CBS 100218 is the source of this 1926-nucleotide messenger RNA. Its product is annotated as RAN protein kinase. Gene Ontology annotation, biological process: autophagosome organization; autophagy; protein autophosphorylation. Lineage: Eukaryota; Fungi; Ascomycota; Dothideomycetes. The transcript has a single exon. The record is from RefSeq and is a predicted model, not a curated record. Gene Ontology annotation, cellular component: autophagosome; cytoplasm. The coding region runs from base 1 to 1926 and encodes 641 amino acids. Gene Ontology annotation, molecular function: ATP binding; protein serine/threonine kinase activity.